This is a messenger RNA of Cladocopium goreaui, 411 nucleotides long. Lineage: Eukaryota; Dinophyceae; Suessiales; Symbiodiniaceae. The record is from the annotation of a GenBank genome assembly.
AUGAUAGUUGGCUAUGAAUUCGGUCAUCGCUUUCCUGAAUGGCAGCGAGCUCAGAUCAAGUUUGCCCGCACCGAGCAGUUUCAGCAAUGGUUCAUCGCAUCGGCUCCAGGCAACCCGGUGCUCCUUCGCUGUUUGGAGCUGAUCCGGCAACGCUACACCUGGAAGGUCGAGAGCACGUUGGAGUUGACGGGCCCCGGCGUCUUCAGCGACGCGGUCCACGAGUUUUUGGAAAUGAAGAGUCCUCACGCUGUGGAGAACGAAGUCAAGGUCCGACGUCAUCCCCCCGAUGUGCACUUCUUGUCCUACCCCAGUUGCUGGGUUCCAAUGGCGGCCAGCGCGCGGCGGUUUGGGGGCCAUCAAAGCCAGACAUGGUCAAAGAAGUUGGACUUUACCAUGACAAAAUGUGAUUGA